AUGCAAAACAGAAAACAGCUUUCCGGAAAAAAGAAACGAUUUUUGCAUAAUGUGACCGGGCGUAAAUUCAGUGGAAUGGAAAGGAAGCCGCAUCCAGAUGUGGAAUGGCUGGACACAAACGGUAAACCAAUUGCCACAAAAUCUGAUCGUUUCAAGGUUACAACAGUUGGCCGGUUAACAACACUUACAGUACUGGGAGUGGAUAAUGAUGUACAAGGCAAGUAUUUGCUCAAAGUUAAAAAUGAAUUGGGCGAAGCAAAAUGCGAAAUCCUCGUUGAGGUUCUGGAACGUCCAGUUAUACCAGGUCGACCAAUUCUUGAAAAGCAGAAAUUCAAUUCGGUGAGCUUGCAAUGGAAUACAAUACCACAAGCUGCUAACCAAAAAGUAGAAUAUAUCGUUGAAAUGAAAAAGCAAGGUGAAGAAGAAUGGGUAAAGGUGGUCGAAACUGUUCAACUGAAUGUGACAGUGAAAGAACUUGAGUCUGAUAACACGUAUCGGUUCCGUGUACGUGCCAGCAUUGCAGGUGUUAUAAGCGAGCCAUCUGAAGAAUCGGAAUCGUUUUUCGUUGGAUAUGAGAAAUUGGAAAAGAAAGAGAAUGGGCAGGUUGAAAAACAGAAUGAAGCAAUUAAUUAUGAUGAACUCUUUACCGAUGUGAAGCCAUUAGAAUACCGUGAUAUCGAUAUGCUAAAACUUUCUACUGAUUUCGAAUCCAAGUACAUACUUUGUGAAAAGAUCGGUAUAGGAGCCUAUGGCACUAUUUACCGAGCAAUCGAACGAGCAACCGGUAAGAAUUGGGCUGCAAAAAUGAUAAAAAUAUCACCUGAUAUGAAGAAGGACGUGAUAAUGCAUGAAGUCGAGAUAAUGAAUGAACUCCAUCACGAGAAACUGCUUAACCUUCAUGAAGUAUUUGAUAUGGACAAGGGAAUGUGCUUGAUUGAAGAAUUUAUAUCUGGUGGCGAUCUUCAUGAUAAAAUAAUUAGGGAUGAAGCGCUAAUGUCAGAAGAUGAAGCGCGUACUUUCAUUCGGCAAAUUCUCCAAGGCAUACAGUAUAUGCAUAACAAGGGUAUUGUACACCUUGAUUUAAAGCUGGAGAACAUAAUGCUUACUUCAAAUGAAAGCAACGAUAUCAAAAUCAUUGAUUUCGGUUUGGCACAGAAACUGGACGCUAACGAAAGUCCGACAUUAUUAUUCUGUACAGCGGAAUUCUGCUCUCCGGAAGUGAUUAAUAAGGAAUCGGUUGGCUUGAGUGCUGAUAUGUGGGCUGUUGGUGUGAUUACUUAUUCAUUAUUAUCCGGUUUAUCACCGUUUGCCGGAACAACAAAUCAGGAAAUAAUGGCGAAUGUAUCAUCUUGUGACUGGAAUUUUAGAGAUGUGGUUUGGGAGGAAGUUUCCAAUCUUGCUAAAGAUUUUAUUGCUAAAUUGGUCGUCAAAAAUAAAAGUGAACGUAUGACGGUGACCGAAGCACUUGCACAUCCGUGGAUCACAACGACAAAGUUGAAAGCGAAACGUGGAAAAAUGCUUUUGGCCAAAAAGAAAGAUUACAUCGUUCGCAAAAAUUUCAGCGAUGUGCUAAUACCAAUUGGCAAACUUGCUAAAACUGGUGCUAUUUUCCGGCGUCGCUCAAUGGACGGCACUUUUGAAAGGAAUAUUAAGUUUGAAGUGAACUUUCUGCCACGACUGCUGAAGAACUUAGAAGAUGUUAUUGGGAAUGUUGGUGAUCAAAGUAUUUCGUUAAUGUGUGAGAUCGAAGCGCUCCCACAACCAGUGAUUCAAUGGUUCAAAGAUGACAAAGAAAUUUGCAUGAAAGCUGAUAAAUAUGAGGCGAAAUAUGAGGGCUGUAUUGUCAAACUGAAUAUAAAGAAUGUUGUUAACACAGAUUCUGGAGUCUAUUCGAUAAUUGCUACAAAUGCGCUGGGCUCUAUAAGAAGUGAAGCCAAAGUGUCGGUAGAGAAAGUAAAGGAGGAAAAGAAGAAAAAAGUUAAGAAAAUAGUCCCUGAGGAUAAAAAGGAAGCUAAGGGGACAACAACUCCAUUUGAGUUUAAUCCUAAACUUGCUGAUGUGAGCGCAAAAGUUAGCGAUUCAAUAUUACUUUCAGUCGCAAUUAAUUCACAUCCGGAAUCAGAAGUUCAAUGGUUCAGAAAUGAUGAAGCAGUUGAUAUCAAUAAUCCAAGAUUUAUCAUCAAAAAAGACAACGGUCUUCAUAGUCUGAAAAUAUUAUCAUGCGAAAUUACGGAUACUGCAAAAUGGAAAGUUGUGGCGCGAAAUGCCACUGAUCAAUGCGAAAGUGAAUGUAAUAUCAUUGUAGAGGUAUCAAAUGAUUUCAAAGCGCCAGAAUUCAAGAAACCGCUUGUAAACAUUCAAUGCGAAGAGACGUCAAUGGUGACACUUGAAGUAGGUGUAUUGGCAAAACCGUUACCUGAAAUCAUUUGGUAUUUUGGAGACCAUGAACUGCAUGAAGGGGAACGCUAUAAACUGCAGUAUGAUGAAGAUAAGAAUAUACAUUCGAUCACAAUCGUUAAAACUGUUACUGAAGACAGUGGAACGUACACAUGUUGUGCGAAGAAUCUUGCUGGUACUGCUGAAACGACAUGUAGUCUUGUGGUCAACCAGUCGCUUUCUGAUAAGCGUAGUAAAGAAGGUGAUAAAGCACCAAUAUUCCAGAUGCCAUUAACAGACUGUAAUUUGCUGGAAGGUGACAAAUUAACUCUCGUCUGCGCCAUUACUGGUGUGCCAAAUCCUUCAGUUAAAUGGUUUAAAAAUGACAAAAUACUUAAUGAAACUGAUUGUACAACUAAAUAUGAAAACGGUACGUGCACAUUGACGAUUGCUUCGGUGAAACCAUGUGAUGCUGGAGUUUACAAAUGCACUGCUGAAAAUAUCAGUGGUACAUCAAGAUCGGAGUGCAAAGUGCAUAUUCAACAGGCGGAAACAAUGAAAAUAAAGCCAUACUUUGAAAAAUCAUUAACCAAUAUUUCAAUAAAUUCCGGUUCUGAAGUUGUUCUAGAAUGUAAAGUGAUUGGAAAACCUAAGCCAAAAAUAACAUGGUACAAAGAUGGUAUGAAAUUGCUGCUUGACAAUCGAAUGUCGCAGCACUUGGAAAAUGAUGGUAGCAUACGGCUUAAUAUUAUUAAUAUUAGCGCUAAUGACAGUGGCGUAUAUUCAUGUGAAGCAGUAAAUGCAUUUGGAAAAGAUUUGAGCAAAUGUACGGUAGAAAUCAUCGAUACCGAUGUAAGUACAAAGAAACCAACACGAAAAGAAGAAAAAGGAAGAUCACUAGCUGCUGUGAACGAAAACUUGAAAGCACCAGUAAUUAUCAGACCACUUGAAGAUGUUACCAUUUAUGAAGGCAAUCAUAAGAUAUUAGAAGUUGAGGUUGAAGCUUAUCCUCAACCUAUGAUCGAAUGGUUCUUGAAUUCUAAGAUUCUUAAAGAAAGUCGUGACAUGCAAACUUAUUUCGAUGGAAGCCUUGCGAUUCUUAAGAUUAAUGACGCCCAUAUAGAACAACAAGGAGAGUAUCUUUGUCGGGCAAGCAACAAAGGCGGAAGUGCUGAAACAAGGUGUAAUGUGAUCGUUAAAGAAGAUUUAGCAAAGGACGAAAUGUCGAAAAUGCCGGAAUUCAUUGAAAAAAUGCAGAAUGUAAGAGUAAAAAAUGAAGGAGAUGCGUUAACAUUAAAAUGCAAGGUUACUGGCAAACCGAAACCCGAAAUUCGGUGGUUACUGAAUGGGAAAGCUAUUGCGGAAGAUGAUAAAAUUCGCAUUCGUACAUUUGACGAUGGCAUAUGUGUAAUGGAAAUUACUCGUUUGAAAGCAGAACUUUGUGGUACUUAUACUGCAAUUGCACAUAACAUCUACGGUAAUGCUCAUGCUAAUGCUGAAAUAUCGCUUGACGCUGUUGAUUUAUCUAUGAAAAUGAAGGGAAGAGAACCGUUUUUUUUGGUGGAACCGAUACGAAAUUUGGUUAUUGAGGAAAGCACUACCUUACAUAUUGUUUGUGAUAUUGAUGGUGAACCUGAACCGAAAGUGACUUGGUUCAAGGAUCAUUCUUUGAUCAAGGACGAUCGUUUUGCAAUUCAGAAGGAAGGUACCAACCAUCAGAUUACUAUCGCUUCCGUAUUACUCAGCGAUGAAGGUGUUUACACGGUAGAAGCGGAAAAUAGUAGUGGAAAAAUCUUCGCUGAUAUCGUAGUGCAUGUUAUUCCCAAAUCAGAAUCGGAAGCCUGCAAGGAAAAAGUUGAUCUAUCUAAGCCUAGCAUUUCAAUUGGUCAACCAUAUGCUACACAAAUUACCAAGAAUACUCUACAGCUAAAAUGGACAGCACCCGAAGAUGGUGAUUCGAAAAUUGAAUAUGUUGUUGAACAGCGAAGGCCUGAUGACCAAACAUGGACGCAAGUGGGUGCAACUGUGGGAACAGAACUUCUGAUUACCGGUUUACAACCCAGUACCGAAUAUAAAUUCCGUGUUUCUGUCAAAAAUAAGGUUGGCCAAACAGCAUAUUCGCCACCAUCAACAGCUAUCAUGACACUUCCAUCAGGCCAGAAACCAGUUUUAAAAAAUAUUCCACCUGCAACAUUGAUAUUUAAUGAAAAGGAAGAUAUUGAGCUUAGUGUAGAAUUCGAAGGAGAACCAACACCAUUUGUGAAGUGGUAUCACGAUGGUAUCGAAUUAAUCGAUGGCAAAAACAGUGUGAGAGUAACUACUGUAACUGACAAAUCGAGUAAAUUAAUUAUCAAGAAGCCCAAAGCAAGUGUUCAUGUUGGACUGUAUUCUUGUCACAUCGGAAACGAAGCUGGUGAGACAGUCUGCGAAACACAUGUCAUCAAACAGGAUGAUGGAAUAACAGUCAAAGAAAUGCAAGAUGACAAGAGGAAUGAGCUUCUCGAAGGGCAACCACAAAUUGUGGUACCACUUUCGAAUGAAACUACUGCGGCAGGCCAACAGUUUAUUCUUAGCUGCAAAAUAAUGGCAUCGCCAAAAGGUGUCGUGUCAUGGUUUAGAAAUGAUGAAAGACUGGCUCCUAUUGGACGUUUUGAAAUGCUUGAGCAGGAUAACAUUUACAAAUUAAUAUGUCACAAUGCUCAAGGCAACGAUAGUGCGACAUAUCGAUGUAUUGCAAAGAAUCCCAUCGGAAUCGCACAAUCAUCAUGUGAGGUAACUGUUUUAACAUCAACUCAAAACAUGGCACCCAAAUUCGAAGUAGCACUGAAGGACAAAACAGCUCUAGCUAAUAAGGAAGUAAAACUAAAAUGCCGUAUUCUUGGCGACCCUCGACCUCAGGUUACAUGGAUGAAAGAUGGCGCUAUGAUCAGUACAACUCGCCGCCAAAAGCUUGAAUUCACUGAGGAUGGCUGGUGCUCGCUUACAAUUUUCAACUGUACCGCAGAAGAUACUGGUUUCUACCUGUGCACAGCAUGCAAUGUACUUGGCAGUGCGAGUUCCCAUCUGAUGCUGACUGUCGCAGAAAUCGCUGGCCCGGAUUCACAUUUGGUUACAGCCCAAAAUAAAGAAAUGCAGUACUGUAAACCAAGAUUUACCCGUGUACCGGGUGCAGUGGUCGAAACUACCGAAGGAUCUACGGUAAAAUUAAUAAGUCGCGCUGUUGGUCUACCUAAACCGCUCGUAAGAUGGUUCAAAGACGAAAAAGAGAUUACAAAAGUGAACCGUGCAUAUGAAAUAUUAUUAACCGGAGAAGGUGAAUCGGUACUUCUCGUACCGUAUGCAGUUACGAAAACAGCUGGUAUAUUUAAAUGUGUUGCUGAAAAUUCAGAAGGCUCGACAAGUUUCGAAAUGCAACUUGUUGUACAUACUCUUCUGCAUAAACAAAAUGAAGAGAAACAGGCACCGAGAUUCACGAUGGAUUUGACAGAUAUCGGUGUUGCAAUUGGAUAUCCUGUAACAUUGAAAUGUCUUGUCACGGGUACUCCUGAACCUCAACUUAAGUGGAUCUUCAUUAACGAUGCGCAGCAAACAAGUGUGUUACGUACAACAACUGAUUCUGCUUGGGCAGAAUAUCGUCAAGGUGAUAGUUGUGAAAUGAAGACUGAAAGUGUGGUAAAAACCCAACAAGGUACCUAUCAGUGUAUUGCUAGUAAUGAACAUGGGCGAGCAAUAACUCAAUGCUACUUGUUAGUCGGAGAACCGUUUAAUCAGCCAGCUGGGCCACCACGUUUCCUGAAAUGUCUGCGUGAUAUAUGGGUACCACUGGGUGAAGAUAUUGAAUUUGAAGUUGAAGUGAGUGGUUAUCCACUCUCGGAAUUAACAUGGUAUCAUCUGGAUGAAAAAGUUCAUGAAGAAAAGAAUAUUCAGAUUUCAUAUAUUACUCCAACCAAAUGUCAACUGAAAAUAACAAGUCUAAGUGUGUCUCAUCUUGGUACCUAUUCGGUCGAAGCAUCAAAUAUCCACGGUAUUGUGCGGACAACUGCAUCACUGAAUGUUGGAAAAAAACUUUCCGAAGUGGAAUCACCAAAAUUUCCUGAAGAUUCCAAGGAGAAGCUUACAACAGUUUUGCCACAAGAUGCGUCAUCAGAGAGACCAGGACUCCCCGCGGCUGGAAUGCACCGAGUUGGAACUCGUCUGGAUGUGAAACGGAAAGGCGCCGCACCAGCAUUUUUAAUUGGUUUAGAAGAUCUUGAAUUUCGUGAAGGUGAUGCAGCUGCACUGGCUGGGACUGUCGCCAAAAGACGACGACAUCGUAUCCAUGGCAGAUCAGAUGGGAAACGUAUCAAACAAUUUGUGACAUUAAAAGACAUGGAAAUUGAUGCUUCUGCUUCUAGCAGUUCACUAGAGCCACAGAUCGAAAUUACAACACUAGAAGAAAUUCGAGCAUCAAUUGCUGAACGAAAUAAAAAUAUUUGUCGGCCGAAAUUCAUGGUGAAACCGAAACCGAAAAAGUCAAUCGCCGAGCAUAAAUCACUCAGGUUGAGGACUGCUAUUUCGGCUAAUCCAGUGCCAGUUGUACGUUGGGAUAAAGCUGGUAUUGUGCUGGAAACUGGUAACAAAUAUUCCAUUUACAAUGACGGUGAUUUCUAUUAUCUUGAGGUACAUCACGUAUCCAAGAUCGAUGAAGGCUUCUACAAUUGUUCCGCGUCGAACACUGAAGGUUUUGUAACUUGUACCGCUGAAAUUGAAGUCGUACCCGGUGAUGGUACAAGAAGACUACGGAAAGGAUUGGCGGCACCAUCGUUCAUUGAAGUGUUACCCGGCAAAUUCAAGGCGAUAAACGGUGACCCGCUAUCAGUAGAGUGUAGCGUAUCAGGUUAUCCGGCUCCAACAAUCCAGUGGCUUCGAAAUGGUAGCAUACUUUUACCUGAGCAUGAUCGCUAUCUGAUAUCAUAUGAUGGUGAAACAACAACACUUAACUUCGUUAGCAUUGCUGCAUCAGAUACUGGAAAAUAUGUCUGUAUUGCAAAAAAUCAAGAAGGUGAAGCUAAAACAGCAAUGCAACUUGAUGUUGAACCAAGAAAGAUAUCGCCAACUGGUGGUACACCACCGAAAUUCCGUUCUGAUGGACGACGAGAAACAGUCAAAGCAAUGGAUGGUGACAAAGUGGUUUUGCUUGCUGAACUAAUUGAAGGUUCGGAACCAAUAACGAUACAAUGGAUACGUAACAAAAUGGAAAUUCAAAACUCCAGUGGAUUUGGAUAUUCGCGCGAGGAGGCGAAUUGUUAUUUGACAAUAGCAGAUACAUUCCCAGAAGAUGCGGGAGUGUACACUUGUGAGGCGAGAAAUGAAUUUGGUGUUGCUAAGUUUAACGUUCGCCUCGUUGUUACAGAACGUAAAAAGCAAAGCGGUUAUGAAAAUCCACCGGUUAUUGUAAAUGCACCAACAAAUAUGAGCGUUGAACAUGGGAAUGAUUUGAUCCUAUCAGUGACAGUACGUGGAUAUCCUGAACCAGCAGUUAUAUGGACUAAAAAUAUGGUUUCAAUCGCUUCUGGUGAAAAAUAUCAGAUGGCAAACAACGGAGACAUAUUCACAUUGACAAUCCGUAAUUGUACCAAGGAAGAUCGUGGUAAAUACGAAUUACAAGCGGUCAAUCUUUCUGGUACCGCUAAAGCGAUAAUCGCUGUUGACGUUACUGAAGUUACAAAUCUGGAUGCUGUUAUGCCAAGAUUCACCAAAUUGCCAAUUUCGAUUCAAAGUGCAAUCGGACAGAAAGCGAGCUUAACUUGCAAUUUUAAAGGUUUACAAUCGACAGUAACAUGGUUUCAUGACGAUAAGAAAUUAGUAAGUGGACGUCAUGGUAUUGAAAUUUCAUCAACAGCAACAACAUCAACUCUCUCAAUUUUGCAAUUAGCGGAUGAACAUCUUGGUGAAUAUCUUUGCGCAGUACGUAAUGAAUAUGGCGAAGAUUUGGCAAAAGCAGCUAUCUUUCUUGAAGGUUCAUCAGUAGCGUUAUCUUUGUUAAAUGGUAAUUAAAAUGAGAAUGAUGGAUCGCUUACUUACUAAGAAAUUUUAUUCACUUCUUGAUCUCACUGUCUAUCUGAAGAAUGUUACAAUAACGAAAUAUCAAACUAUCUAAACGAUGUACACUGAAAAGACAGAAUCUAAAGAAGAGCACACACAACACAUAUAUAUGUGCUAUCUAUCGGUUUGUAUCAUACUAAC
Molecule: messenger RNA, 8601 nt
Organism: Loa loa (African eye worm)
Lineage: Eukaryota; Metazoa; Nematoda; Chromadorea; Rhabditida; Onchocercidae
Product: CAMK/MLCK protein kinase
Exons: 45
Coding region: 1-8412 (2803 amino acids)
Biological process (GO): protein phosphorylation
Molecular function (GO): protein binding; ATP binding; protein kinase activity
Source: RefSeq, a predicted model, not a curated record